Messenger RNA from Drosophila nasuta, 6428 nucleotides. RefSeq names its product hemicentin-2. Gene Ontology annotation, molecular function: cell adhesion molecule binding. Gene Ontology annotation, cellular component: cell-cell junction; plasma membrane. Lineage: Eukaryota; Metazoa; Arthropoda; Insecta; Diptera; Drosophilidae. The record is from RefSeq and is a predicted model, not a curated record. The transcript is spliced from 16 exons. Gene Ontology annotation, biological process: cell-cell adhesion. The coding region runs from base 1990 to 5616 and encodes 1208 amino acids.
AGUUCACUUUGGGAUUUCGUGCGGGACAGUUGGCAGCUGCGGCCUACGCGAGUUUCCGAGUUCACAUAACUAGGUACCAAAAAGUGAAACAUACUUACUUACCUACUACUCUCUAUCACAUAGAGCCAACCUACCCCAACGCGUAACGCGGGUCGUCCCCAAAGUAACUCGCGAUAUUCUCCGUUACCCCCCAAAACGAAGCGAACAACAACAAAUAAAUACAACCAACACAAUAAAAAGGAAUAGAAAAUAUUGUAAAAAGAAAAGACAGUUUUGUGGCAUGUGAAACAAGUGAAGAUGCCCAAGGCGUGGCCCAAAGGAAAAGCGAAGCUGCAGCAAAUUCCAAAUCGAAGCAACAUCUUGUGGCUGCCACGCAGAGUCAUGUUGUCGUUGCAAAGCAGCCAGACAGUCACACUGCCAGCUGCCAACACUGAAUUGAAGCAAUGAACAUGACAUGUAAAAGUAACAACAACAACAACUAUAACAACGUCGAUGAUAACAACCGGCAACAAUAACAAUACAAACAAUAACGACAAAAGUAAUUUGAAUUUGUGCGAGCAACAGGAAACAAAACAAGCCAAAGAGACACGCAGAUAGAGAUAGAAACAAAGUGUGCAAGAGAGAGAGAGAGAGAGAGAGAGAGAGAGAGACAGCUAGAGAAUGCAAAUUGUGUGCAUAUUUUCCUAGUGUGUGUUUGUAUCUGUAUCUGUGUGCGUGUGUGUGAGUGUUAGUGCUGUGUCCGUGUAAAUAAAUGCGAUAUAAAACGGCAACAGAAACAGAAAGAGCAUCUGCAACAACAUCAACAACAACAACAACAACAGCUAGAGAUUCAGCAGCAGCAAAUUUCAAAAAGAAAAGAAAAGGGAAAAUACGAAGAAAAACGGAAAAAAGUGCAGUUAAGCGUGGAAAUUGCAUUAAAAAUUGAAAAAAGUAGAAGAAGUAGAACAGGAUAGUCGUGGCUAACGAGCGCUAAAAAGCAACAAAAGCAAAACAACAAAAAAAAAAAAAAAAAAAAUACAAAACAAAUAAAAAAAUACAAAACAGCAAAACAAACUUGCAGCGCUGGGAAAGCGAGUAAAAAGUUUUGAUUGAAAAUUUUGCAUUGUGCUUUCAUUUCGCUGCCUGCAAAUACAACAAGCAACAAUAACAACAACAAUUUGUUUGCCACCAACGCCCGAUGCGGUGACUGUGUAAAUUCUUGAUUAAAAAACAACAACAACAGCAAUACGAGUAGCAAGAGCAACACAAACACAAAUCGAAAGCAGAGCGUGCAACGUUUGCAGUGCAGUGCAAAGUGAAAUUAUAGCAUGCGGCAAAAGGACAACAAAAGGACCAAGAACAACAACCAUUCCCACUGCUCUGCGCCGCGUAACAAUAACAAAAAUAAUCCUAACAAAUGAUUGCAAAGAAAGCACACAAAAAACUCGCCAGCAUAUUGAAUACAUGCAAAUUAUUGGCCAAAUUUCCUCGUCACAAAGCAAAUUGAACUUUACAACCGAGUGAAAAGUGUCAGCAAAAAUAAACGACAACAACAACAAAAAUAUACAAAAAAAAAAAUACAAAUAGAACAACUGCAAAUCGUUUUGAAAUUUCCAUUUCCAUUUUGGUUUAAUUGAUUCACCUUUUUUUGUAGUGUUGUGAUGAACCUUGGAGUACGCGUCGUAUGCGUUAUUUAUAUUUUAUUACAUUUAGAACACAAAAACAGCAAAACAUAUGUAAAAUAAUAAGAAAAUUGGCAUAAAAUUUGGCAACUGGCAACUGGCAACAAAACGUGGCAAACUAGUUGUCUACUAACGGUAAACAUUCGUGCCGCGCAAUAAAAGUCAAGUGCGUGGCACUUAACAUCCACUUGAAGUGGCAGCAAGACAGAGCUAGCUGGGAGAUAGCAGCGUGAGCCAGAGCGAGAGUAAGUCGUUGACAAAGUAACGCAUUGCGCGAUAAGAGGCAGCAAGAAGCAGCAGCAGCCAACGACGCUCGAUAAACGACAAAAUGAGCAGCAGAAGCACAAGCACAAGCAGGAGCAGCAUCAUGAACAACCGGAGCAGCAUCAAAGAGCUGAUAGCGCAACUAUUGCUGCUUAUCAGCCUGACAUCAGGCUUGCCGGGAAUCGAGUGUUUUCAGCGAUUUUCGGAACAACCCACAUACACUGAGGUGAACCCGCACGAGGAUGCCUUGCUCACAUGCAAAGUGAUCGAUCAGCGCGGCACGUGCUCCUGGCAAAAGGAUAACAAGCCUGUGGGCAUCUAUCCGAAGAAAUACGAAUGGGCCGCACGUCCGUUCAGCAGCAAUGGCGUCUUACAUCUCGAUCUACAUCCGCCACCGCCCAUGCAAAUCGCCGGCGACUGCUCCCUGUGGAUACGCUCGGCCACGCUGGACUUCGACGACGGCCUGUGGGAGUGUCAAGUGACGGCUAGUGAGUUUACCACACAGGAUGCGCUGACCAGUCAACCGGUGCGAUUGGUAGUACGUGUGGCGCCACAACGUCCACGUCUCGAGUAUGAGGGCGCACCGUUGCCGCCAGGACACAACAUCACGGUCGACGCCGGCGCCGUGGCGACAGUCAAAUGCGCCUCACAUUAUGGUAAUCCGCCUGCAACGCUCAGAUGGUAUUUGGGCGACCAGGAAAUCUCACCCAUACACCCCCAAGUGAAUGCCACCGAGCCGGAUAACACACGCACCUGGUCGGCUACCUCAGUGGUCCAAGUGCCCGCCAUCCGUGAGCGACAUGGUGAUACACUCCGCUGCAUUGCCUACCACGAUAACUACGAGGCCAAGUCCAUACCAGUCGAGGCGCGCAUGGAUAUCAAAUACGCUCCAACCAUUCGUCUAAUUGGCUCACCGGAAAUCGACUUGGAAGAGGAUAAGGAUGCGCUUGUGCUGCGCUGCGUGGCCGAUGCCAAUCCGCCGGCCAGCAUCGUUUGGCGACGUGCCGGACGAUCCGAGAUAGCCAGCUCGCAGGAAACGCUGCAGUUGCGUCCUGUUGGACGUCGGGACGCUGGAUUGUACACCUGCCAGGCACAGAACUCGGUGGGCAUCUCGGAGCAGCUGUCAGUGCAGCUGGACGUGAAAUAUCCACCCAAAAUUGUCUCAGCCGGACCGGACCGACUCACCACAGCACCACUCUUCAGUCCCGCCGCCUUCGAGUGCGUCGCCGAUGGCAAUCCAAUGCCGUCUUACAAAUGGGUCCAGAGAAUAUCGCAUGGCUCAAAGUACGUGGAGCGGGGCAAUGAAGCGCGUUUGGUUAUCGAUAACGUGACGUAUGAGUAUCAGGGCGAAUACGAGUGCCGCGCCACCAGCUACAUCAAUGGUCAGGAGCGUGUUUCCAUAUCCGAUCCAGUGUCGCUGCAAGUUGUGGGUGCUCCGCAAGUGCUUCGUCUGCAUCCAUCCAUGCACACGGUGUCCGUUAAACGAGGCGAGUCCGCAAGCCUGACAAUGGUCGUCUGUGCGGAUCCGAGGCCGCUGCGCGUUGCCUGGGAAUGGGGUUCAUUGCGUCUGGAGGCUGGUUCUGGCGUAGACCGCUUCCAUGCCGAGGAUAUGCUGCAGGACACUCGCGAGGAUUGCUACCUGUCCACACUGCAGAUUCAUCACACAGAUGAGCACGACUCGCGUCCCUAUUACCUCGUCGUCGAGAACGAACGAGGCACCGAUCGCCAUGCCAUUCAUUUAAUUGUGGAGGGUACGUUUGCAGAACCUUUGGAGAUGAGCUAUCUGCUGGGCGUCGCCGGUGGCUGCAUGGCUGCCAUUUUCAUCCUGAUCUGCCUCUGCAUCUAUGCAAUCAAGAGCAAGAAGUGCUGCUUCAAGGGUUCCACUGGCUAUAAAUCAUCGGAUAAGGACAGCGAAAAGGCUGAUUUGAAAUCACGCUCGGAUAGCACAAGUGGCCCCCAAGGUGAUUCAAUUUACACCACGCCCGCCGGCUUCCAUCAUCAUCAGCAGCAGCAACAGCAACAACAGCAGCAGCAGCAACAGCAACAUCAACAGCAGCAACAGCAAGCAGCGGCAGCGGCCGCGUUGCAUGCCGCUUCACAACAUCCGCAACAACAGUAUCCAGGACAUGGCUCGCCGGAGGCAAUGAAGUCGUCAACAGUUGCCAGCGCCAGCGGGCACGAUGAACUCGGCAAUCUGUUGUGGCAACAGGAAGCCACCGAAUUCAUUGAGCAAUUUCCCUGUGCUGCCGCCGCUGUUCAUACUCAACACUGUCCUGUGCCGCCCAUCCGCCAUUGCCACGCCCAUGGCCAUGGACAUGUGCGCGGCGGUGGCGAAUUGCUGUCGACACAGCAGCGACAUCAGCGUGACAUGUUUAGCGGUGACCUGGGCAUACCGGAGAUUAGCACACACGUCGGCAGUGUUGUGCACACCUUUGAAACGUUGGCGCUGCAGCGUCGACUCGCCGAGGCCGAGCAGGAGCGUGACCGUGAGCAGAGUAAGUAUGAGCUGCGCACGAACAACCAAAGCAACAGCAAUAUCAACAGCAACCAAAGCAACGGCAACGUUCACACGAGCCAAAGCAAAUACAGUCAAGUGAAACGCAAGUCGCAGGAAUUGCGGCAGCGGGUGCAGCACAUGCAACGUCAAAAGCAGAAGCUGCAGGCACAGACAUUGGCACUGGCAAAGGCACAACAUUGCAUACUAACCAGCAACAACAACGUCGCACAGCAACAACAUCCUGCACCUGGCAAGCUAACAAACAGUUGCAGCACUCAGAGUCUGGCCAACCAAUUGGCCAACUUGCCCCCAAUGGCUGCCACCACGGCACAUUCCACCGAACAUUUGCAGCCACUGUACGGCGGCAUUGCAGCCGAGGAUUAUCGCAAGAAUCUCUUUGGUACUCUGCUAUCACAACGUCAGCGCGCUCAGCAACAACAGCAGACCAGCGAAGAGGAGCUGCAGGAUGAGGCAUACAUUGUGAACGCGGCCUUUGACGAGAUAUUUGCACGCUACGACGACGAAGAGGGGGAGGAGGCAAGUGAAGAGCAGGAACUGGCCACCAGUCGCACCUUCACCAACACAAUUACGAACACCGAUGACUUGUACGACGACGAGCAUAUGCUGGUCAGUCUCAGCGAACUCGACGAUGAUGUAUUUGCCAGUCUAGCUCAAACAGCUUCGACCACGCCCACCACAGCCGGCGCGGGGCGUACGCCAAAGCACAGUCAUCCGGCGUUGCAAAAGUAUCCGGCACCAGCGCCACCGCCACUUCAACAGCGCUCCAGCACGCUGACCAAUCUCUUCGAGCGCCUUAAGAGCAGCUCGGGGGGCAGCGGCAAGCGCACGCAUUCGGAGCAGCAGCUGCAACAAGCGGCAGCAAUGGCUGCGGUGGCAACACCAACGCCGCUGCACAAAUAUGCGGCACAGCCGCAAUUGAACGAAGACUUUAAUCGCGGCUCGACACUGAGUCAAUCCUUUGUGCGGCAACUGAAGCGUGUGUCGCACAAACAAAAACGUGCCCCGCCAGUGCCGCCGCCCAAGCCGCGUUCCAAUGUGGCGCAUGUGACGCCGCUGCGCAAUGCUCUCAUCUUUCCCAAACGAUCUAGAUCGUCCAAUGAGCUGCUGCUCGACGAUCUCAAUGUGCAGGCUCGUAAGUAUUUCCGACGGUCGGAGCAUAGCGCAGCGGUGUAAUUGGUGGAGCACCCUGUAUAUAAAUCACCCUGUUUUGCUCACCCUUCGCUCCCACACUCACCUCAUUUUGUCGUUGUUAUAUGACUGAAAUUCCGACAAAACCAACAACAAGAAAAAGACUUUCGAAUAACUGUUUUAUUGCUUCAAUUCUUGGCAGAGGCGACGCUCUUGUAGACUAAUUGUAUCCCUGAUUCCCCUCGACCACGACCCCGAUAACGACCCGAUAACGAUAACGAUUGACACAGCUGAGGAUUGAGCGUAGUUUGUCCCGCCGCCCGCCCGCCAUACAUGAUGAACAACUCUUUCUCAAAUGCGAAAAGUUUCCCAAAGAUAUUUUAAUGCGCCAUAAAUUGGACUUAAAUUUGUCAGCACUCAUAAAAAUUAACUAAUCGAAUAAAAUGAUUACAAUAUUAUUAAGAAAUGUUUACAGUUCACAUUUCACUGAAAUCUUUAAUGCGUACUUUUCGGAGCAUCAGAAAACAAUAAUUCUAUGCAAGUCCGAAAAUUGUGCUAUACAAAUUUCUGUGAAAUUCGAAUAAGACCUAUUCUGAAUUACCAUUUCAUAAAUCGAAAUGAACUUCGCAACAGGUCGAGAACAAAGCAGCUGAGCAGUUUUUAAGAGAAAAUCAAAUAAAACAAAUUAAUAUGCAUAUACAUAUAUAUAAAACAAAAAUUAUAUAUAACCACAUAAUGUAUAAGAUACAAGAUGCAUGCAAAUCAAAUUAUAAAACAUCCAAUAUCUUUAUAUAUAAAUGUACAAAAUCGUAACUUUUCAAAUCAAAUAACAAUUUUGUGCCCUAAACGUAAAAAAA